AUGGAAGCCCCUUCAGAAAUUACCGAUUCCAAAUCAGAUACAUCGAAGGGCCUAGAUGCUCAAUUAAUCGAGAAAAAUGUUGCUCUUCCUAAAGACAUAUUCCGUUCGUAUCUGAGUUAUUUGAUCUAUGAUAUGCUUCAUUAUAAACCGAUAAUGGUUCUGGGCGCGGUAUCCGUGGGUUCAGUUUUAUCGAUCGUGUUUUUGCACGACAACAUCGCUUGCGUUGUCAUUUCCGCAGUACUGGCUGGUAUUUCCUUGUUCGCUUUAAUGAUUCUAGGUGAUGGUUAUCUAAAGCCGGUCAGUCGUCGAGAUUUCAGUGCUGAGCUUUUAGUAGAAGUCAUCACACGUAAACCAGCGGUAGAAGGGAAAGAAUGGAAGAUUAUCACAUACAAAAUGAACCAAUAUCUGUUUAAUCAUGGACAAUGGCAUACACCGUACUACUUUUACGGCGACGAAAAUUGCUACCGUUAUUUUCUAAGCCUUAUUGAAGGAACCACUGCCAAGAAGCAAACACCCACAUCAAUUGGCUAUUCUACAGGCACGCAGUUGAAUUCAUCGGUCACCGCUGAAUCUGAAGAUGCCAUUGAGUCUGUUCCUCCUAGUCCCGGACUGAAUUAUCAAAACUUCCUCCUCAAGGCAGCGGAGAUCGAACAACAAGCUCAAGAAAAUUACUGGCGAAGGCGACAUCCCAAUAUCGAUGCGCUCCUUAAAAAGACGAAAUAG
Molecule: messenger RNA, 723 nt
Organism: Saccharomyces paradoxus
Lineage: Eukaryota; Fungi; Ascomycota; Saccharomycetes; Saccharomycetales; Saccharomycetaceae
Gene: MST28
Product: DUP240 family protein MST28
Exons: 1
Coding region: 1-723 (240 amino acids)
Source: RefSeq, a predicted model, not a curated record